UUCUUUGUGUUACGCUUUUUCUUCUUCUGACUGCAUGAAUAUCACUAUCAUUCACUUUCAUUGUUUUCUUAUUUUAUAAUUUUACUAUCCACUCAAUUGAAUUUUACAACUUUUUCUUGUUUUGUAUUUUUCAUCAUUUCUCUACUUAGCUUCAUCAAUUUUUGUUUUUGAUAUCGAUCGCUUCAAGUUUCUGUUGUGAUGUUGAUACCCUUUUGACAAUUAGAGACUCCACAUGCUUAUAGAAUUUAGCUGUUGAAGUUUUUCAAACCAUGGCUCUCUCUGGUGAUCAUAAGAAUAGAGGAGAGUUGAGGAUUUAUGACAGUGAGGAUGAGGUGAAGACGGUUUUGGCUGAGUACAUUGCGGAUGUGUCGGACGCAGCUGUGCAGGAGCAUGGAUUUUUUGCCCUAGCUAUAUCUGGUGGUUCUCUCAUUGACUUAAUGGGAAAACUCUUGCAACCUCCAUAUAAUAAGACAGUGGAUUGGACCAAGUGGUAUAUCUUCUGGGCCGACGAGUGUGUUGUGUCGAAAAGUCAUGAGGAUAGCUGUUUUAAGCAUGCUAAAGAUGUCUUUUUGUCUAAGGUGCCUAUAGUCCCAAGUCACGCGGUUUCUAUUAAUGAUUCUGUGUCAGCUGAAGAAGCUGCUGAUGAUUAUGAGUUUGUCAUCCGGCAGUUAGUGAGAACCCGUGUUAUCAACGUGUCUGAGAUCAGUGACUGCCCAAAAUUCGAUCUCAUUCUGCUUGAAUUGGGUACUGAUGGGCAUGUUGCAUCUUUAUUUCCAAAUCACCCAGCACUCGAUGAAAGAGAAGAAUGGGUUACUUUCAUUACCGACUCCCCUAUACCCCCACCUGAGAGAAUCACAUUCACUUUGCCUGUUAUCAAUUCUGCUUCAAACGUAGCAGUGGUCGCAGCAGGUGAAAGUAAAGCAGAUGCUGUACUGUUGGCAGUAGAUGAGAAUGGAUCUGAUUGCCUGUCAAUACCAGCAAAAAUGGUCCAACCAGCUAACGGGAAGUUGGUGUGGUUUUUGGAUAAGUUGGCUGCCACAAAAGUCGAACACUCCAACUUGAACAAUUGGUAUAUCAAGUCCCUAGCAGAAGUGUAAGUUUGUUUGUAUGUAGUGCGAAGGGAUUUGACACAUGGUGUUCAUGCUUACUUUGUUUUGGAGAGAAAGUCUGUUUUUUUCUCUCUACUAGGAGGUUGUUUGGAGAAGUAUGGUAUAAAUUUUGUAAGCGGCCAAUAAAAGUUGAGAGCAUUAUUCCAAUUUCCUUUCUAAA
Vicia villosa (hairy vetch) is the source of this 1269-nucleotide messenger RNA. RefSeq names its product probable 6-phosphogluconolactonase 1. Gene Ontology annotation, biological process: carbohydrate metabolic process; pentose-phosphate shunt. The transcript is spliced from 4 exons. The record is from RefSeq and is a predicted model, not a curated record. Lineage: Eukaryota; Viridiplantae; Streptophyta; Magnoliopsida; Fabales; Fabaceae. Bases 270 to 1097 code for a protein of 275 amino acids. Gene Ontology annotation, molecular function: 6-phosphogluconolactonase activity.